AUGAAUGAGAAUACUGCAGCUAACAAGUUAGAUCAAGAGAAACAUAGUGCAUGUUCAGCACUGGCUAUUGAUAUAUUCAACACUCAUCAUCCACUCCUCUCUCAGUCUCUCUCUGAUCCUGUCAAUGUAUCUAUUAUGCUUCAAAGAGAGGGUGUCAUAACAGGACAAGUAUUGGCUAGUGUGGAAUCAGCUAGUCCCUCUGUUCCUAAUCAACGUGAAGUCUUGUUAGCUGCCAUUAGAGUAGCUAUUGAAAGCAAGUAUAGUUUACUACAAACAUUUGCUAGUGUGUUGUGCAAGUUCACUGGUAAUGUAAAACUAGGAACAGCUAUACAAAGAAGUCAUGAACCUUCUGGUUCUGAUUCCAAUAAAUCAACACCUACCAAUGUUGCUCCUCUUUACAUUCCACAAUAUAAAAGUCGAGAUUUUGAUGUGCUUUAUGCAAAAUUUGCAGAAAUGUUUGCUAAUGUUCGCAAAGUUAUUUUUAAAUUUCGACCUCCUUUAAAAGAACUUAAGAUGUUUAUUGAAGAUUUCGACUCUGACCUUGAAGCAGAAUUGAGUUUGAUAAAAAAUCUUCAAGGUGUUAUGCGUCUGAUUAGAAACAAUUGCCGUCUCAUUAAUAUUGUGAUUCUUGAAGCUGUUGUUAAGCAUUUUAAGAUUGAUGAUGCUCAGAAAUACAUUGAUGAUUACAAGAGAGACAUUGAUGAGUCAUGUCAUAAUUUAUCAGUUGAUCUGUGCUUGAAUGAGCCAUUUGAUGUAGUUAGGGCCAGUCCUCCUCUUAAAUGUGAAACAGCUACUUAUGUACUUGGAUGGGAAGCUACUGAGCAUAAGCUAAAGGACGUUACAGAAAUCGUGUCAAAAUCUUCUGAUAAAUUUGUAAAGAUACUUGACAUCAAAAGCAUUGAAUCCAUUACAAUCACUUGCUCCUUCCCUCACUCUCUCACUGGAGCUCUCAUUAUAAAAUUGAGUGAGAAUCUUGAAUUAUUAAUAAAGAAUGGUCUAAUGAAGCUUACUGUUGGAUACUGCACCAUAUGGAAGAAAAAAGUAAGAAAUCAGACUCUAGUCUCACCUCACCCCUUCACUCAAACUCAAAAAGUACUAGCAACAUCAGUAGACAACACAAAUCAACUGCAAAUUACUGAUCUUGCUGAGGUACUUCAAUUACUCAAAAGACAUGGUUUUUCAGCAACCACUUACUAUGAUCUUGGUCUAUAUUUUGGUCUAUCCUCUGCUACACUGACUGUUAUUAUAGUGAAUAGCAAAGGAAAUGUUUUAGCAUGUCUGUGUGAGUGUCUCAAAGCAUGGCUAGAGAAAGCUGAUGAUGUACAGAAAAAAGGUGGUCCUACUAUCUAUUCAUUGGUAUCAGCAUUGAGGGAAUUAGGAGAGAAUGGAGUAGCUGAUGGAAUAGAUAUGGAGAAGCAUCCUGCUUGUAAAAUUCUUGCUUGUCAUUUAGUUCAACAGUCUCUUUUGACUGCCUUGCCACAGUUGGUUAUACUUUUACAAAUAGAAAAAAUGAUAAAAGAGAUGAUCCUCCCAGCUAAUAUACAAGGAGAGGAUCUGUUGAUUCAAAUAAAAGAAACUGUUUGCAAGGAUUAUCAAAAACUGAAAGUAUUUGCUGAGAUUUUGUGCAAAGUAAAAGCCUUUGCUGAGAUAGGAAAUACUAUCAUGAAAGAGUACAGAGAAGCUUAUUGCACUAAUGACUUCAUUCAAGCAAAUGAUGCCAUUGAACUGAAGAUUUAUCUUCCUAUUAAUGUUACUUUACAGCUUAAGAUGAUGCGAUUAAAGAUGGGCCAGACAUUCUUCAAAGUAGGAUCAAUCAUGAUGAGCAACCCUCAGUCUCCAUCCCUUGAUAAUAUCAAAUCAGUAUUGCGUACAUAUGACAAAGCAUUAAGACCUCAAGUGGCUCAGUGUCAAGAUAUUCGUGAACUUUUAGAAUUAGUUUGUGAUAACUGUCAGCUUGAUGAUAUUAGUAUGCUGGAGUUUUUUGUUAAUGAGUUCAAUAUAGAGGAGGCUAAGCCAGUUAUUAAGGAAUAUAAAGAAGCUGUUGAGGAGCUAAAGGAAAUAAAACUCAGUCAGUGUCUAGAAGAGCAGCUUUCAUAUCCUUUGCCACUUGAGUGUGAAAUAAUUAUCAUUAUUGUGGAUAAAGAUACUUAUAAAACCACACUUAGGGAUGUACAGAGACUGUCAUCAGCUGUACUUAAGAAUUUAUCACCACAUGUCGAGAUAAUUGUCAUUGGAGAAGGCAAUUAGAACUAGAAACUAUAGCAACAUGCCAUUGAUUUUCCCUGUUCACUGUUUUCCGUGAAUUAUUUGCUACGUGUAAUUAUUCCAAAUAAUAAUUAUUAAAAUGAU
This is a messenger RNA of Amphimedon queenslandica, 2349 nucleotides long. RefSeq lists its product as uncharacterized. The record is from RefSeq and is a predicted model, not a curated record. NCBI's taxonomy places the organism in Eukaryota, Metazoa, Porifera, Demospongiae, Haplosclerida, Niphatidae. Bases 1 to 2247 code for a protein of 748 amino acids. The transcript is spliced from 9 exons.